ACAUCUGACCCUUUGUUUACGUGGAAGGAGAGACGGUCGUGCUUCCGGGUUUUAUUUCUGCAGAUGUCAGACCAGUUUUAAAGAUAUGGCUACGGUACCAGCCCAGUCUCUCAGGGUGUCUGAAAUUAAAGACCCAACCGUUUUGUUUGACCGAUACAGCACCGAUGAGAUUCGUGCUAUCGAGAGGAAAGUGCGGGGGGAGAUCGAGCAGAAGAAGGAAGAACUUCGACAGAUGGUCGGUGAACGAUAUCGGGAUCUAAUCGAUGCGGCUGACACGAUCGGUGAGAUGAGACAGUGCUCGGAAAGUGUGGUUCAGUCCAUUCAGGACAUGUACCGGUACUGCAAUAAACUUAAACAGACAAAAACAACCCCUCAGUCCAGUGGAAAGGCAGAGCAGGGUCAGAAACAAUCCCAAGAAAAAUUUUACACCAUGGCAUCACAAAUUAAACUACUACUGGAAAUCCCUGAGCGGAUUUGGAGCUCCAUGGAGUCGUCGCAAUACCUGCAAGCCACGCAGCUCUACCUGCUGUGCUGUCACCUUCACAGUCAGCUACACUUGGAGGGCGGAGGUCAUCAUUACAGUCCCGUUCUCGCUCGCUUCCCCAUCCUGGUGCGCCAAGUAGCAGCUUCCGGUCACUUCAGGUCUACGAUCUUAUUGGAGAGUAAGUCUGUGCUACGCGGCAGGGCAGUGUCGGAUCAGGCGAUCGCUGAAGCGUUGGUCUCCACCAUGCUCCUGGAGGACAGCUCUCCUCGCCAGGCGCUCGCCGACUUCCUGCUGGCUAGGAAAGCAUCCAUUCAGCAGCUGCUUAAUCAGCCUCAGCAUGGUGCUGGUGUUAAAGCACAGGUUUGUUCUUUGGUGGAGCUGCUGGUCACCACUCUAUACCAGGCUUACGCUGUGUUUUACGUUCCACCCGAUGGCCAAAUAUCUGACACUGGAUUGGGCUGUGGCCUGCUUUUUAGCACCUUGGAGAAUGUGACCUCUAACACUACUGGAAAAGAAAAGAAGGUUCUGGACAAUGAGGUGAGUCCAGGGAGCUGGUUUAAACACCUCCCUCCUUCAGUAAUGAACUUCCAGCCUACUCUUCGAACACUAGCACAGCCAAUACAGAGAGAGCAGCUCAGAGACACACUACAGCAGUGGAUUGAUACCUGUAAGGAGGAUAUCCGCAGUGGGGUUAGCAGCCUGCUGGUCUAUGUGAAGAGUCUGAAGGGUCUGGCUGCCAUUCGAGAUGCUGUGUGGGAACUUCUCAGCAGUGAAUCCAUCAGUCAGCACUGGAACACAGUGUGCCAGAGCCUCCUGGAGCGACCUCUGGCCCUGUGGGAUGACCUUUUGCAGCAGCUGUUUCUGCAGAGACUUCAGGCCAUCACACAGGAGGGCACAGAGGAGAUCGCUAGCAGCUCAAGACAGCUUUUGUCCUCAGCUCUGCGGGAUCUCCACGGCCAGGUUUCGGCUGGGAGUUUCAGCAGGGGUGCACAGUACGAGAGCGACGUCGCUGCUUUCCUGUGGUCCGAGUCUCAAGGGGACCUGCUUAGUGACGCAGCCUGGGUAAGCGUCUCCCAACGUAGCCCGCAGCAGAAGAGCGGCCUGUCCAUGAAGACACAGGCCAUCACCCCCUGCGUCCAAUCGUUCUGCUCCGCUCUGGACUCUAAACUCAAAGCCAAACUAGAUGAUCUGCAGCACUAUUUACCCUCUGAAAACAACAACAACAAGGAACUAUCGGAGAUAGUCCCGCCAACGACCACCUCCCCCAUUAACCGCUUUAUGGAUGCCGGAGCGGUGGAGGAGAUUCUGAGAGAUCACUGCCUGGCCUGUGUGAAAGACACCCUAGCUAGUGUGCGCUCUGAGCUGGCAAAUGCCCAGGCGAAGGCCGCCGGCCCCAGUCAAUUAGGUUCAGUGCUAUUCAUGGCCAGGCUGUGCCAGUCGAUGGGCGAGCUGUGCCCUAGUUUAAAACAAUCCAUUCUGGGAAAACAAGGGGGUGUGGAUUUUAUCAGCAGAGGCACGCCACGACAGGGCAAGAAGUUGGGCAAAGGCAGCACGGCCAGGGCAUCCGAGGUCAGCCCGGCUCUGGCCAAGUGGACCAGCCUGAAAGAGGAACUUUUGUCUUGUAGCAUGGAGGCGUAUGGGAUCUGGAGCUCUGCACUCACUAAGGCACUUGUGGGUAACUUUGCGGCAACCCUGCAUGCCAGAACUGCCGGCUCCAUCCUGGGUACUGCAACAAACUGGGAGGAGCUUGAAAUACAGGAGGAGACGGAGUCAGGAAACAGUGUAAUGUCUAAAAUACGCCUCCCUGCACAGCCAUCAUGGUAUGUCCAGUCUUUACUCUUCCAUCUGUGCCUUGAGGUCAACCGGGUCGGAGGUCAUGCAUUACCAAAGGUCACUCUAAUGGACAUCUUGCGGGGAUGUCUGGAUCAGGUACUGAGCGAGUAUGAAAAACUCACUCAGAAGACACAGAGCAAGGAUGAAGCCUUCCCCAUGACCCAGAACAGAGCUUUACAGUUGCUGUUUGACCUCCGGUAUGUCAGUGUCACUUUAGGUGGACGUCUCGAUGAGGGCAGGACUUCCAGAUCACAGCAAGACCCAAGGAUCCAGCAGGUCUGUGACUCCCUGGAAGGUCACAUUGAUCCAUUCGACUUGGAUGUUUUCACUCCACAUCUGAACAGCAACCUGAACCGAGUCUCACAAAGAACUUCUGUUCUUCUAGGAUUGUUGUCUGGCACAGAGAAACAGUUCACCACUAGGACUAACAAUAUCAACUCUCAGGAACCAUACAACAUCCUUCCAUUGGCCAGCAGCCAAAUCAGAUUUGGCUUGCUGCCGUUAAGUAUGACGAACACUCGGAAAGCCAAAUCAGCCACACAUGGAGCAGACAUCACUAGACUGGCGGCUCCUUCUGCUUCAGCUCCAGAGGACAGCUUUCGGCCAGGAAAUCUUUUUAGGCAGUUAGCCAAUCAAGAAGAGGAAUCUGCAGCCCCCUCUCUCUUUAAAUUAGGCUGGCUUUCUGGCAUGGCCAAAUAAACUUUUAGUUGUAAUAUUAAUAUUUUUUUUAUUUUUAAAUGCAUAAAAAGCUCUGUAAUAUAAUAUAAAGU
This is a messenger RNA of Paramisgurnus dabryanus, 3087 nucleotides long. The record is from RefSeq and is a predicted model, not a curated record. Lineage: Eukaryota; Metazoa; Chordata; Actinopteri; Cypriniformes; Cobitidae.